UGCGCGGGCGAGGAGGAGGAGGCGGCAUGGCUGCUGCUGGCCCCCCGGACUCGGCGGCGGCGGCGGCGGCCUCUCGGUCAGCAGCGGCGCCGCGCUUCGCGGUGCAGCUGCGCCUGGUGAGCGAGGAGCAGCUGGCGCAGCAGGGCCCGAUCCUGCCCCGCGCCGGGGCCAAGGCGAAGGCGCUCCGCCUGCAGCUGCAGCCGCGAGACGGAGAAGCCGAGCUGGCCGUGACCGACGACGACGCUGAUGGCGUUUGCGUGUUUAAAUGCAUGGUUAACAAGGAUACGGAAUAUUGCCGUGUGGGAAAAGAGUCCGUCUUGAUAUCACUCGGCUAUAACAAUGCCUUACUUCAGUUCAGGUCCCACUCUGAAUAUAGCAUGUUUUCAAAUGUGCUGAAGAACUGCAGGAAUUGGAAUAAGGAGCCCUCUGUUUUCAAUCAGAGAACCGAAGACUCCUCUGCAGCUCAAUAUUUUCAGGUAGAGCUCCAUUGCAUCACAAACCUAGAAGAGUUUUAUGGCUGCUUAUCCCAGCAACAAAACAUGAUGCAGGAUUUUGUGCGGACGGCCACAUAUCACAGAGCAAUACUACAGAACCAUAUAGAUUUUAAAGAUAAGGUGAUCCUAGACGUUGGCUGUGGAUCAGGAAUCCUGUCGUUUUUUGCUGUGCAGGCUGGAGCCAAAAAGGUCUAUGCAGUGGAAGCCAGCUCUGUGGCCAAAUAUGCUGAGAUUCUAGUACAAAGUAACAAUCUCUCUGAUAAGAUCAGCGUUUUGACGGGAAAAAUUGAGGAAAUCUCCCUGCCUGAGAAUGUCGACGUCAUUGUUUCUGAGCCAAUGGGUUAUAUGCUCUUCAACGAGAGAAUGCUGGAAAGUUACCUCCACUCCAAGAAGUGGCUGAAGUCAAAUGGAAUGAUGUUUCCAACAUUUAGUGACAUUCAUUUGGCUCCUUUUUCCGAUGAACAGCUCUACAUGGAACACUACUCCAGAGCCAAUUUUUGGUACCAGCAGUGUUUUUAUGGAGUCAAUCUGUCCAGUCUCCGCAAUGCAGCUGUAGAUGAAUACUUUAGGCAACCUAUUGUAGAUACAUUUGACAUAAGAAUUUUAAUGGCCCGGACAGUGAAAUACACGGUCAAUUUUACAGACGCAGAAGAGGAAGAUUUGCAUAGAGUGGAAAUCCCCUUUGUUUUCCAAAUGAUGCAGUCUGGGCUAAUCCAUGGUUUGGCCUUCUGGUUUGAUGUGGCAUUUGUCGGCUCGCUGGUGACGGUUUGGCUCUCGACUGCCCCCACGGAGCCUCUGACUCACUGGUAUCAAGUCCGCUGCCUUCUCCAAACUCCCCUCUUUGCCAAAGAAGGGGAAACUCUUUCAGGGAAAGUCCUGUUCGUGGCAAAUAAACGGCAGAGUUACGACAUCCAAAUUGUUGCUGUAGUGGAUGAAACGGGCUUUAAGUCAGGCAAUGUCCUUGAUUUAAAGAAUCCAUUUUUUAGAUAUGCUUAGAUUGCAAUCUGCACCUGCUGGGAGAAAAACCAGGAUUACCAAACCAAGUAGCCCACAAGAAGUUGAAAGAGAGAAUACCGAGCAGGUUCCUUCUUCUGUGAAACCUAACUGUACAUAUCAAAAGGAAAUAUUUUAUGCAAAUUGUAUAAAAAUAUGUUUGUGCUAUUUCAUGAACCCCUUUUUUUCCAAAGCUGGGCACCCCAUUCUUUAAACAUGGCUGCCUGGAAGUAUUUUUUCCCCUGCGUCCAACAGUGUUUUCUUGCAUUUCUUUGGAAAUCCUCCCCACUUAAAACAAUGGAAACUGGGCUGCAACUUGCACCCCCCUCUCCUGCCUGGCAAGGAGUCAGGGCUGCUGGGAGUUGCAGCUGACAGCAUCUGAAGCAUCCCUCCUGGUCUCCUCUUGGCCUUCAGGAGGGGAAUGCUGCUCACAUCUUUGAAUGACGGUGUCCUUUGUUCCAAAGGUACCAAAAGAGUAUUGGUAUCUGAUGGGCUGGGGGAAUUCCUUUUUUUCCAGUUUGCCUAAGGCUGAUGCUCCUUGCCCCCCCGCCUCCUUCCCUCCCUUAAGGAAUAUUCUUAACCAAGCCUACCUCAUGUUUGUACACAUACAUAGGAUGUAUGGGAAUCCUGCGGACAAUACACCAAGCUCAUACUCAAUGGUUCAGUACCGGUAUUUGCAAGAGGUAUUUAAAUAUCUGGAGCUUAUUUUCAGCUGGCCAAUAAUGAACCUUUUCCGCCUCAGAGCAAUAUGGCGCUAGGCUCACCACCCAACCAACGUCUCUAACCUGCAUUGUUUUCAAGCAAUCCUGAACGGUCUUGAGUCCGUCGGCCAGUGACCCUCUUUCGGCAAACCCUUUGGAGAAGAAGGCCAACAGCAGACGACUCUGCCGCCCAUCCUUCUGUAUGGUUCCUACUUUCUGUAGAUAGCACAGCUGCGAUUGUACAUUUAAUCUUUCCAAUAAAAUUUAAAUACGAAAUACAA
Zootoca vivipara (common lizard) is the source of this 2469-nucleotide messenger RNA. NCBI's taxonomy places the organism in Eukaryota, Metazoa, Chordata, Lepidosauria, Squamata, Lacertidae. The record is from RefSeq and is a predicted model, not a curated record.